Fusarium tjaetaba is the source of this 1905-nucleotide messenger RNA. Its product is annotated as nitrogen assimilation transcription factor nit-4. The transcript has 7 exons. The coding region runs from base 1 to 1905 and encodes 634 amino acids. Gene Ontology annotation, molecular function: DNA binding; zinc ion binding. The record is from RefSeq and is a predicted model, not a curated record. Gene Ontology annotation, biological process: DNA-templated transcription. Lineage: Eukaryota; Fungi; Ascomycota; Sordariomycetes; Hypocreales; Nectriaceae.
AUGGCCAACGUCCCUCAUGCUCAACGUGUAAUACCGCCGGGGAGACCCCCAAGCAAACGUUACGUCGAGGCACUCCAAGAGAGGAUCAGAACUUUGGAAGCACAAAUCGAGCGGUUUCAAAAUAAUGCUGGACUUCAGGAAAGACCUCCAUCGAGCUCUAUUGAAGAUAGUUACAGUAAUUCUGAGGGCGAUUCUCUUCCUGACGAUUCCAGCUACAGGUCUCCAAUCAAGGAUAUAAGCGACCGACUUGGAGCUCUCAACAUUGGUGAAGAUGGGCAAAUCCACUACUUUGGCUCCAGGAGUAACUUUUCCCUUCUGAAGAAUAGCCCUGUGGCAAGUUCAACAGUGUCAUCGCGUGACUUACAAAAGCAGGCUGCGGACACACUAGACCAACUAAAUCUUCGAGUCGAGGUAUCCGACGAGCUGCGGAACCAUCUCUUGGACCUGUUUUGGAGUUGGCAGAAUACAUGGCAGUAUCUCGUCGUCAAAGAACUAUUCCUUGAAGAUCUCUACAUCACGCAUACUGGACGAUAUGCUUCACCUUUAUUACUUUCUGCAGUAUUGGCCCUUGCAGCUCGGUAUUCAGAUCGAAUUGAACUACGAACCGAUGCCCUUGACCAGAAUACAGCGGGGAAUGCAUUGGCUGAGCAGGCCAAGAUGAUCUUGUUUUACGAGAGCCAGGCGCCAAAGGUGACGACGGUCCAGGCGACAGCAUUACUUGGAUUACGGGAGAUAGCUACUGAUAAAGAGGCUCUUGGGUGGAUGUAUUGCGGGAUGGCAGCGAGGAUGGCCUUCAACCUCGGGCUUCAUCUUGACCGAAGCCACUGGGUUGAUACAGGACACAUAACCAAGGACGAAGCCGAAGUUGGAACUAUUGUUUGGUGGGGAUGCUAUGUUUUAGACAAGCUAUUCAAUAUUGGGCUUGGUCGACCAUCCACUAUCCAAGAACACGAAACAUCUGCCAAGCUGCCUUCCAUGGAACAUGGUGCAGAGUACGAAUCUUGGCAUUCUGAGUCACCGAUCGGUGAACCUAUCGUCUUCCCACGGAGUCACCAAGUCUCAAAUGUCCGUGCGACCGUUCAGCUAUUCAGGAUCACAUCAUCAGCAUUGGAUGAGAUAUAUAGACCUGGCAGCCAACACGCCAAGUCUCGAAUCAUGGAGCUUGUUACCAAGACGCACGUCAAUAUCAUCGAGUUCCAGAUAAACCUUCCGAGCUGUCUUCGGCUUUCGCCAUCACCACUGGCACCCACGCUACCUCAUAUUUAUUUACUUCAUCUCCAGAUCCAUGUUGCUAUAAUUUUACUGCAUCGACCAUUUGUCGGAGUACAGCGAAAGACAGUGGACCCCAGUAGCUUUCAUCCCAGCACUGGAUCAAGUCAUCUCAAGGAGUGCAGUCAGUCUUCACAUUCCAUCAGUAAUAUUUUCAAGCUUUACAGCAAACACUACACUUUACGACGGAUACCUAUCUCAGCCAUUCACUGUGCUUUUACUGCAUCAAUUAUCCUACUCCUCGAAACAACGUCUACAGAUACAAAAGACCGUGACCGCGCUAUAGCUUCGCUCAAAAUAUUGGCCGAAGCGCUCACUGACAUGAGUACUGCUUGGGCCUGGAGCCAGCGCGCCCUCGUUGCAGUUCGUCAAUUGGCGAGGGAAUGGUCAGUUAGCGAAGACGCAUUCAGUGCACUUGGGAUCAGUAAAGGAGAAAGCGGCCAAGACACCGGAGAUGUUGUCGGCAGUACAACACAAGGGCUUGAGGGGGGUGACUCUAAUAGUUCACUUUGGGCCGCAGAAGGCCCCCAUUGUUUUGACAUGGACAUUCCAUUUAUGACAAGUGACGGCUUGGACUAUCAGGGGUGGAUUGGCACGCUGUUCACCGAACCGGGAUAUCCGGGCGAUGCCGCUUGA